Molecule: messenger RNA, 1089 nt
Organism: Aspergillus vadensis CBS 113365
Lineage: Eukaryota; Fungi; Ascomycota; Eurotiomycetes; Eurotiales; Aspergillaceae
Product: class I SAM-dependent methyltransferase
Exons: 2
Coding region: 33-980 (315 amino acids)
Biological process (GO): ubiquinone biosynthetic process
Molecular function (GO): methyltransferase activity
Source: RefSeq, a predicted model, not a curated record
CGUUCAUCCAACCUCACCUCAGUCCAGCCAUCAUGUCGUCCCGCACCGUCUGGAGGAGCCUCCAAUUGCAAGCCCGGAGACGAUUUAUCGUCCCGGAGACAUCAUACCGCUGUUUCUCCUGCACACGACGUGCCCAGGAUCCGCCCAAGGUCAACCAGGAUGAUCGCAUGACCCAUUUCGGCUUCCAAAAUGUUCCUGAAGCGCAGAAGGAGUCUUUGGUUGGAGCCGUCUUUAGCUCCGUUGCCUCGUCCUACGAUGUGAUGAAUGACAUGAUGUCGCUGGGCAUCCACCGCCUGUGGAAAGAUCACUUUGUCCGCUCUCUCAACCCCGGAUCCGCACUUCCCUCUCGCGAACACGAUACGGCCGGCCGUGGUUGGAACAUUCUCGAUAUCGCCGGCGGGACGGGCGAUAUCGCGUUUCGCAUGCUGGACCACGCGACGAACAUCAACAAUGACCACGAGACCCGCGUAACGAUCGCCGAUAUCAACGCGGACAUGCUGGCGGAGGGUCAGAAGCGCAGCGUGCAGACCCCUUACUACAACACAAAUCGACUGUCGUUCAUGCAGGGCAAUGCGCAGUCCAUGCCUUCCAUUCCGGAUAACUCGGUGGACCUCUACACUGUGGUAUUCGGUAUCCGCAACUUCACGGACAAGCAGGCAGCCCUGAACGAAGCGUUCCGUGUGCUGAAGCCCGGUGGUGUGUUUGCCUGCAUGGAAUUCAGCAAGGUCGACAAUGCCCUGUUCAAUGCGGUCUACAAGCAGUGGAGUUUCAGCGCCAUUCCCAUGAUUGGUCAGCUGGUGGCCGGUGAUCGCGACAGCUACCAGUACUUGGUGGAGAGUAUUGAGCAGUUCCCUAGCCAGGAGGAAUUCCGCGGCAUGAUCCAGAAGGCUGGCUUCAUGAUCCCGGGACGUGGCUUCGAGAAUCUGACUGGGGGAAUUGCCGCUAUCCACAAGGGUAUCAAGCCGCUUAACCGGGCUUAAGAGGGGCAAUUGAAAGGAUUGGAUGGAUGAAUUGUUUCAGACAGUGUACACUAGCAUUAUCUUUUCGCCACUGUAAUAAUAUUGAUAGUCAAAUAUUGACAUGGAAGAC